Molecule: messenger RNA, 4218 nt
Organism: Pangasianodon hypophthalmus (striped catfish)
Lineage: Eukaryota; Metazoa; Chordata; Actinopteri; Siluriformes; Pangasiidae
Gene: card14
Product: caspase recruitment domain family, member 14
Exons: 21
Coding region: 165-3119 (984 amino acids)
Biological process (GO): regulation of apoptotic process
Molecular function (GO): protein binding
Source: RefSeq, a predicted model, not a curated record
GCGUGGCCUAGGAGGCGGAGCUUCACUUUACACGCGCCGACGCUCUUUUCAGGUUUACGGAGUGCAUCAUUUCCAAGUUGUCUACGCGCGCGGGUGCUGCAGCCUCUGCACGAGCUCCAAGAUUUGUUAGUGUGUGUGUGUGUGUGUGUGUGUGUGGGGUCAGCAUGUCGGACAUGGCGCACGAGCCGCCGGAUUUUAAGGACAUGGGAGAAGAGGAGCUGUGGGAUCUGAUUAACGACAACCGGCACGCGAUCUCUCUGGGAGUGCGCCCGUGCAUGCUCAUCCCGUACCUGCGGCAGGCGCGCGUGCUCUCCGACCUGGACGAGGACGAGAUCCUCACGUGCCUCAAGUUCACCAACCGCAGCAUGAGGACCAGUCACAUGCUGGAUCUGCUGCGUAUUCAGGGGUGUAACGGAGCCGUGGCGCUGCUGGAGGGUCUGAUGAUCCACUACCCCACCCUCUACACACAGGUCACCGGCCGCAAGCCCAGCACCGAGCCCAGCCGCUUCAGUGGGUUGAUAAAGUACUCGGAGCUGACGGAGUAUUUGGUUCGGGCCGUGACGGGGAUGCAGAAGGAGCUGCAGGCGGAGCGUGAGGAAGCGGCUCAGCUGCGCUCGCAGUGCUGCAGCCUGCAGACGGAGCUUUCACGCGUCACACAGCAGCUGGAGGAGCAGAAAAGCCUGCAGGCUGAACACACACGCCUGCGCAAGUCCCACAUAGACAUGCACAGAGACCUGUUGAAGCUGAAGGAUGAGAAGUGUGAUCUGUAUGUACGAUACGCCGCAGCAGUGGAGGAGAAAUCAGAAGUGAACAUUCGCUGCAGAGACCUCAACCUGCAGGUGUAUCAGCUGCAGUGUGAGUUGAGAAAGGCUCAGACGGAGACGGAGUUUCAGAGACAUCGAUCAGUGAAGAGAGCGUCCUCCAUCGAGACACAGCAGCUGCGUGACGAGAUCAUCACACUGCGCAGACAGCUGCAGCAGGCCGAGAACAUCACACCGGCGUGUCAGGACAUCCUGGCCCAGGAUUUGGAGGAAGCGAAGGAUCGGCGCACUGAACUCGCUGAAGAACUGCGGAGACUCCAAGACGAGAACGAGGCGCUAACGAGAGAGAGAAGCGAGCUGUUGGAGGAGAAGGACUGUCUGGCUCUGGAGGUGCAGAAGUUGACUCUGGAUUGUGAGAUGUAUCAGCAGAAAAGCUCCAUCUUCCAAACCCAGUUUGGAGAGCUCCAGGCCGAGCGAGACCGGGCGUACCUGGCCCGUGACGAGGCGCAGGCCCAGAUCGCGUGUAGUCUGGCGGAGAAGGACACACUGAGAGCACAGCUGGUGGAUCUACAAGAGGAAAUCUUCACUCUCAGAGCACAUAAGACACAGAGAGACUCCAGCCAGAGCAGCGAGAGAUCGUUAAGCUGGGACAGCGGUAGAGACCUGAGCUGUGACAGUUCUCCGUCCAGCCCCCUGCGUCGACCCAGACUGCGCCGCAUGAACGCCCUGCCGCCCGGCUGCGCCAACAGCUUCGAGUACAGUAAACAGUACAGUGAUGAUGGGUUUAAUAGUGCGCGGUCCAGUUUGGUGGAGCCUCCCUGUUCAGACUCUCUGCGCAGGAGAGGAACAGACCCGGAGUUCAGUGAUCACAGUCCGGAGAUAAGUGACGAUUCUUUCUGUAUGCUGAACUUGGAGAGUGAUUUUGAGUUUCUUUGCAAAGAUGAUGACGAGGGAAAAAUUUCACUGUCUCCUGACUCUCCAGAAACAACUGGCGUGUCUCGGGCGUCUGCUCCUCCGUUCCUCGUUCGUUCUCGUCCUCAGGCUGUGCGCAUCACCAGCCGAGCUCUGACGCUGUCCUUCCAGGGGGAGGCGCUGCUGAGCCAGCUGCAGGUCAUCGGCGGCAACAAGACGGGCGUCUUCGUCCAUACCGUCAGCGAGGACUCGCCUGCCCAGAGCAUGGGCAUCAGCCCCGGGGCACAGAUCCUGGAGGUGAAGUUUCAGAAGGAGCAGCGAGCGCUCCGGAUGCAUCUGGAAGAUUCCACCAUGGAGGAGGCCUUGUGGGCGCUCGGGCAGGUCAACGGACCCUGCAGCCUCUCACUGCGACCUAAAAAAGAUGCCUAUCAGAGUCUUCUCCAGCAGCUGAAGAGCCAUGAGGUCACCUCGGGCGACUCCUUCUACGUCCGAGUGAACAUGUCACUGGCAGGGGGCGGGGCCGGGAUGCUGUCCGUCACUUGUAACGACAUCCUGCACGUGACGGACAGUCACUACGGCUGUGACGGUUACUGGUGGGCGAGCCACGUCCACAGCUGCCAGCUGAUGGACCUGAAGGGUGGUGGGCGUGUGCCUAAUUUCUACAGAGCACAGAGGCAGUUAAUCAGAGCGAUUGAGGAUCUUUCCUUUCAACAUCAAGCACCCAGAAAGGUGGAGAGGGCACAGGUGAAGCAGAAGGCCGUGCGGAUCGUCAGUACAGCACGACAGGGCAGGAACCCGCUGUGGGUCAGUGUGGAGGAAGACAACAACACAAACUCACCAAGCGAUGAGGGGACGCCUGGCUCUGUGAGCCUGAUGCCCUACACGCUGGUGACCCCUCACUACCCCCCCGUGUGCCGCCCCGUCCUCCUGCUUCCCACAAUCCUCAGGGGCAUCUUUCAUAAACGACUGGCUGAGCGGGAGGGCUAUCAGCUGUGUGAGCCAGAGACUCUGAGUGCCUCUGAACACGCGGUGCGGAUGCAGAAGGGCGAGGUUCUGGAGGAGUGUGAGCCGAACACACACUGCUGUUACACCGUGCAGGGAGUCGAGAAGAUCAUGAAACGCGGCACUCACUGUGUUCUCCCUCUGGGGUUGGAUUGUGUACGGCGGCUGCAUCGCGCUGAGAUUUUCCCCAUCAUCAUCUUCAUUGCAUCUACAGAACGCAGCGCUCGCAAAUUCAAACACAAACUUCGUCAGAACUUAAUAACGGAGGCUCAGCUGCUGGAGUGCUCCUGGAGCGAGGAGCCUCUGCUGGACAAACUGCCCUGCCUGUACCGCACCGUUCCUCCUGACAGCUGGAGCGACAGCGCCGCCCUGCUGGACAACGUGCAGCACAUCGUCCAGGAGGAGCAGCGCAAAAUCGUCUGGGUCGAGCCGGACCUCUGGUGAUGAACACUCAAUCAACACUAAACUGUGUAACGAGACACACAAUGAAAACACUACUAAAUAACUUUCACUACUUCUCAUCAUCUGUAGGUCACAUGACCAUCCCAUGGUUUGUAAAUAUAUUAAUUAAAUAACAAUAACUGUUUUUUUUUUUAAAUAUCUGUCGUGAACAUACAGGUGUCAGAAACAAGACGUAGAUUCAUGCUGAAUGUAUAUCAGUCUGGAUUAAACCGAAGCAGGUCACGUAUGAUGUUACACAUCUUCUGUAUGGUCCAUGGGGAAUUUAGAUAUAUCUGUUAAUAAUUAUUAUAAUAUAAAUAUAUUAAUGUGUUCAUCACUGGUGUUGGUUAGGGGGCAGAAUUGCACAAAAUGCAACGAAAAAAAAAGAAAAAAGAAAAGAAAGGCUCUGAGUUGAAGUGAAGUGGAAAAGCUCACUAAAGUUUAACUUCUGGCGUUUAAUAUUUAAUAAUUUUCGGCCUCUCUCUUUGAAAUGUGACCUUUGUUGUUUUAUUUUGAAGGAAUUAAAGGUCAUGCUAGCGUGCAGUAGCGUGCAGAAUGAAGUGUGUGUGUGUGUGUGUGUGUGUGUGUGUGUUUGCAUAGCAGGGUUUUCCCCCUUCAUCGUCACACCUAAAUUUGUCCCAAUCUUCACUGCAGCAUGACACACACUCUUCGUGCUGUUGCGUGUGUGCUGAAAGACAGUUCUAUUUAUUUAUAAGGAAAAAAAAAAGUUCCAGACUUUGUGCCAAGCUGAAAGUUCUUCUAACGCUCCUUAUUUUGAUUAAAUUUAAACCGUGAUAAAAUAUUUCCACCGUUAUCAUGAUGUCUAAUUAAAUAUCUGGACAUCUCUGCUGGGGUUGAGUGUUUAUUUCACUAAUCAAUGUGUGUGUGUGUGUGUGUUUAGUUUAUUGUGUCUGUGUAAGUGUUGUGUAAUGAAUCUUUAGUUUACACACUUUUCUUAUACUACAGUACAUGUGCAUUUUUUUUCUUUAUUCAUGUUAAUUGUGUAUCUGAAUAUUGUGUAGCAGAAUUUGUGUGUAAUCUCUAUUAAUGCAGAUUCUAUAAUGUUCAGAAAACAUAUUAAAGCAUUAUUUUUUUUCUACAA